Molecule: messenger RNA, 1301 nt
Organism: Salvia hispanica
Lineage: Eukaryota; Viridiplantae; Streptophyta; Magnoliopsida; Lamiales; Lamiaceae
Product: 2-oxoglutarate (2OG) and Fe(II)-dependent oxygenase superfamily protein
Source: RefSeq, a predicted model, not a curated record
UAAUCCAAUUUGAUGAUUUUUGGACAAUGAAUAAUUAAAACACAAUGAUGAAAGUCGAUUGCUUUAACAAGUUUGCAUUUAGGUGAUUUGGGUUUCCACUGAUUAUCGCGUCUCGUCUCCAAAUCUCAUCAUCUCUUGGAAUCAGCAAUUAGGUCUUAAUAUAUACUCAUAAGAUAGUUAUGGAAGCUUUGGGCACUCAAAUCAGAGUGCAGUCCUUGGUUGGUGAAGGGGCAGUGCCACCUCAAUACGUGCAGCCACUCGAGACUAGAACUCAACGCAUUGUUGGAUGUAGGAAUGAUAACAAAGAGCCAUCCCCGCCCGUUAUUGACCUUAGUGAUGAUGGAAACUCAGUUCAUGAGCAGCUGGGACGCGCCUGCAGCGAGUGGGGAGCGUUCCAUGUGAUCAACCAUGGUGUUCCUGUUGAAUUGUUGGGAGAGAUGAGGCGACUGAGCCGCUCCUUCUUUGAGGACUGUGCGAUGGAUCAAAAGCUGAGUUACGCGUGUGACCCCACUUCCCCUGCUUCGGAGGGGUAUGGGAGCCGGAUGCUGGUGGCAUCUAAUGAUACGGUCUUGGAUUGGAGAGAUUAUUUUGACCAUCACACUUUGCCCCUGUCACGCCGGGAUCCAUCUAAGUGGCCUCACUUUUCUCCCAAUUACCGAAAAGUUGUGGCAGAUUAUAGUGAUCAAAUGAAUGCCCUUGCUGAAAAAUUACUGUGCUUGAUCUCGAAGAGCUUAGGGCUGCCGUCUUCUUGCAUCAAAGAUGCUAUUGGCAAAUUCCAUCAGAACAUCACCGUGAGCUACUACCCUCCUUGCCCGCAGCCCGAGCUUACCCUCGGUUUGCAAUCUCAUUCUGACAUGGGUGGUGUCACGCUUCUCAUCCAAGAUGACGUGGGGGGCCUCGAGGUCUUGAAAGAUGGAAAAUGGGUGCUGGUAAAUCCAUUAAGUGAUGCUAUAUUCGUCAUUUUGGCCGACCAAACUGAGGUGAUAACAAACGGACAGUACAAGAGUUCUGUGCAUCGAGCCAUCACUAAUGCGAAGAAAGCACGCCUUUCUGUUGCCACAUUUCAUGAUCCUGGGAAAACGAAGACGGUAUCUCCAGCUUUGAAGCCUCCUAAAUAUCGCCCUGUGAUGUAUGGGGACUACGUCUCGUCAUGGUACACAAAGGGGCCCGAAGGAAAACGCAAUAUCGAUGCUCUCCUGCUUCAGUGAGUCAGUGUGUUCCUUUUUAUUUUCUGAGUUAUAAAUUUUCUGCAAUUCAUGAAUGAAGCUGUUCUGCAAAUAGUUGAUUGUUACUUUGUCUUA